AUGAAUAAAUUUGAAGUCCUUGGAAUCGUGGGUGAAGGAGCCUAUGGUGUGGUUUUGAAGUGCAGACAUAAGGUCACAGCAGCAGAGCUGACACAGGUGUACCACUCAGUUAAACACAAGCUCAGCUACAGCAGUGCUGACUGUGGCCACACGCUGAACCACAAAGAUUCAGCAAUGACUCUUGAAAGAACAAAAGCUGAGGCCCUGGCUAAAGAUGAUCAGAACAGACACAGGAGUCUGCGAUAA
Messenger RNA from Knipowitschia caucasica, 246 nucleotides. The record is from the annotation of a GenBank genome assembly. Lineage: Eukaryota; Metazoa; Chordata; Actinopteri; Gobiiformes; Gobiidae.